Theobroma umbraticum is the source of this 1767-nucleotide messenger RNA. Its product is annotated as glutathione-disulfide reductase. Gene Ontology annotation, biological process: glutathione metabolic process; cell redox homeostasis; cellular response to oxidative stress. The record is from RefSeq and is a predicted model, not a curated record. Gene Ontology annotation, molecular function: NADP binding; flavin adenine dinucleotide binding; glutathione-disulfide reductase (NADPH) activity. Gene Ontology annotation, cellular component: mitochondrion; cytosol. NCBI's taxonomy places the organism in Eukaryota, Viridiplantae, Streptophyta, Magnoliopsida, Malvales, Malvaceae.
GAGCCCAGGAAUAGACAGUAGCAUUAAAACGCCGUAUGUGAGAAGGCCAACCUUUCAGACCCAGACACCCAAGCCAAGCUGUGCCUCUCUGGUUUCUUUCAUUUCAGUUCAUUUCUUCUCCUCUCGUGCUUCUUUUUCAUCCAUAUAAAUCGCAUAAAGCUUUUCGUUAUUUCUUUUUCAUUCUUACUAAAACCCUAAAGAAUCAAUCCUUCUUUACUCCCAAUCUCCACCGCCACUAACUCAGUGUUUGGGUUUGUUAUUUGAUUUGAAGCAAUCAUGGCGAGGAAGAUGUUAGUUGAUGGAGAAUUGAGCCAAACGAACGCAGAGGAGGCUCACUAUGACUUCGACUUGUUUGUUAUCGGUGCUGGAAGCGGGGGCGUUCGAGCUGCGAGGUUCUCUGCUAAUUAUGGAGCUAAGGUUGGGAUAUGUGAGCUCCCAUUUCAUCCAAUUAGCUCAGAAGUCAUUGGAGGAGUUGGUGGGACGUGUGUUAUUCGUGGUUGUGUUCCCAAAAAGAUUUUGGUCUAUGGAGCAGCAUACGGAGGUGAAAUUGAGGAUGCCCGAAAUUAUGGAUGGGAAGUGAAUGAGAAUCUCGAUUUCAAUUGGAAGAAGCUUCUACAUAAAAAGACUGAUGAAAUAAUCAGAUUAAAUGGAAUUUACAAGCGGUUAUUGUCAAAUGCUGGCGUUAAAUCAUUUGAAGGGGAGGGAAAGAUUGUAGGUCCAAAUGAAGUUGAGGUGACACAACUAGAUGGCACCAAAUUGUCCUAUUCAGCGAAGCACAUAUUGAUUGCAACUGGCAGCAGGGCACAUCGUCUUCCUAUUCCUGGGCAGGAGUUGGCGAUUACGUCUGAUGAAGCAUUGAGUUUGGAAGACUUACCUAAGCGUGCUGUUGUACUGGGAGGAGGGUACAUUGCUGUUGAGUUUGCAUCAAUAUGGCGAGGCUUGGGUGCUACUGUAGAUCUCUUUUUCAGAAAGGAACUUCCAUUGAGAGGAUUUGAUGAUGAAAUGAGGGCAGUGGUAGCAAGAAAUCUGGAAGGAAGGGGAAUUAAUUUGCACCCAAGGACAAAUUUGACUGAGUUGAUUAAAACAGAUAAUGGCAUAAAAGUUGUUACAGAUCAUGGUGAAGAGUUGAUAGCAGAUGUUGUACUCUUUGCUACAGGCAGGGUACCAAACUCAAAAAGGUUGAAUUUGGAAGCUGUAGGUGUUGAACUUGACAAAACAGGAGCUGUGAAGGUGGAUGAGUACUCACGCACUAAUAUUCCCAGUAUAUGGGCUGUUGGUGAUGUUACAAAUCGAAUGAACCUGACUCCAGUGGCCUUAAUGGAGGGAACUUGCUUUGCUAAAACUGUUUUUGGUGGGGAAUCUAGCAAACCAGACUACAGCAAUAUACCGUGUGCUGUGUUUAGCAUACCGCCACUUUCUGUUGUUGGUCUCAGUGAAGAGCAAGCAAUUGAGAAAGCAAAUGGCGAUGUUCUGGUUUUCACAUCAACCUUCAAUCCAAUGAAGAAUACUAUAUCUGGACGGCAAGAAAAGACAGUAAUGAAGUUAGUUGUUGAUGUGGAGACAGAUAAAGUUCUUGGGGCAUCUAUGUGUGGGCCAGAUGCACCCGAAAUUAUGCAGGGGAUUGCUGUUGCACUGAAGUGUGGAGCAACGAAGGCACAAUUUGACAGCACGGUGGGCAUACAUCCUUCUGCAGCUGAGGAGUUUGUGACCAUGCGAUCUGUUUCGCGGCGUGUUCCUGCAGGUGGGAAACCAAAGACAAAUCUGUAG